CACAAUCGGAACUCCUGCUCGGCGAGGGCCCGGUACGUAACUCCACUUUGUGAAUUCCACCACCACGAAACCCAGCUCGCGCGCACCUUCCUAAAGCCAGUUAUGAUCAGUAGGGCUGACUUAGACGCCAUGUUUCGCAAACCAGCCCCGAUUGCACAUCCUCAACACCAAGCUGUGCAGCAGUACAACGCCGUAAAUAUGCAAGCCCAGCAACGUGCCGAGGCCGAACGACGCGAAAAGAUGCGCCGGAUCGCGAAGAACCCUACAGAUAAGAACAUUCCUGAGGGUGUCGAAGACGUCUGCAUUGGCGACGGCGUAGUGCGUUACCGCGAGUUGCGCGAAAUCGAGCGCACGCUCGACGCGACCAUGAUGCGCAAGAAGCUCGAUGUCAUGGACUCGAAGCACCACUCAAGGGCUUCGCGCUAUGGUACUAUGCGCAUUUGGAUCUCCAACACAGCCGAGAACCAGCCGUGGCAGGGCAAUGGCAUUGAUACGGAGGCCUUUGACUUCGAGAGCGACACCAAUGCCACCUACCGCGUCAAGAUCCAGGGUAAACUUCUGGAUGACGAGGGCGACGAGGGGCUCGAGGACGAGAACGAAGACGAGGAGGGCAAGGAGGCUGACGCCAUGGACGAGGACGGCGCAGAGCCGAAGCCAGCUCCGAAACCGAAGAUGUUCUCCCAGUACUUCAGUGCAAUUACGAUCGACUUCGACCGAAACAAGAACCUCCAACCUGACAACUUGACACAGAUCGAGUGGAAGCGACCAGAGAACCCCACAGCGAAGGAGAGCAACUUCAGCGAGCUCGAGUUCGAGCGCAAGGGCGACGAGAACAUCAACAUUUCGAUUGGCCUGCAGCGAUUCCAGAACCCUGAGGUCUUCAAACUCAGCAAGCCUCUGUCUGAGCUGCUGGAUACGGACGAGGAGGACCGAGCAGGCGUGCUCAUGGGUAUCUGGGCAUACGCGCGGUCACAGCAUCUACAGCAGGACGACGAUGAGCGCAAGUUUGCCUGCGACGCGAAGCUUAAGGCUCUGUUCAACGGCCAGGACUCAUUCUACUUCCCCAAUCUUCCACAGCUUAUCAAGCCGCACCUUACGACCCUCCCACCUAUCCAAUUGCAGUACACGAUUCGCGUGGAUAAGGAAUACCUUGCGCCUGCAGACGGCAGUCAGAAGCCCUCAGAACCGACCGUGUACGACGUGCAAGUCGCACUCGAGGACCCAAUGCAGCCUCUCUUCCAAGACAUUUUGCGCCGACCAGACAGUAUCCAAACGCUUCAGGAGAUUCAGAAGCUGGACGAGCAGCUCGUCUUGCUCAUGGGUGCUAUCGGCCAGUCGAAGGCCAAGCACGCAUUCUUUACCAGCAUGGCGAAGGACCCUGUAGCGUUCUUCAAGCGCUGGCUCUCGUCGCAGAAGCGGGAUCUGGAAGUCCUGCUUGGCGAGGCUACAAGAGGGGGCGGCGAAGAUGUGUCUGGGGAGGAAUGGAGACGUGGAGGAGCUGGUGGUGUAUGGGGUAGCGAAGUCGCGAAGGAGAGUGUUGCGCUGUGGCUGGCAAGAGCACAGAAUGUCAAGACGCACUAGACGGCGUGCAUUUGUUUCAUUUCGCAUAGGGUUGCUGAAACAUUAUUUGGGAUUGGCGCACAGGACAGGGAGAUCAGGCGCUUCAAACGUCGCCUCGACAAGAUACCCGAAUACCAACUUUACUACACCAAG
Molecule: messenger RNA, 1713 nt
Organism: Didymella exigua CBS 183.55
Lineage: Eukaryota; Fungi; Ascomycota; Dothideomycetes; Pleosporales; Didymellaceae
Exons: 2
Coding region: 130-1581 (483 amino acids)
Biological process (GO): regulation of transcription by RNA polymerase II
Cellular component (GO): SWI/SNF complex; nucleus
Source: RefSeq, a predicted model, not a curated record